Messenger RNA from Oncorhynchus mykiss (rainbow trout), 2511 nucleotides. RefSeq names its product ras-related protein Rab-8A. Gene Ontology annotation, molecular function: GTP binding; GTPase activity. The record is from RefSeq and is a predicted model, not a curated record. Lineage: Eukaryota; Metazoa; Chordata; Actinopteri; Salmoniformes; Salmonidae.
UAACGACGCGGCAGCGCGUAGCUUUUCGCCGGGCGGGAUUUCCGCAAUAUCAAGUAUGGCGAAGACGUACGAUUAUUUGUUUAAGUUACUGCUAAUCGGAGACUCCGGUGUCGGGAAGACCUGCGUGCUGUUCAGGUUUUCAGAGGAUGCUUUUAACUCGACAUUCAUCUCCACCAUAGGCAUUGACUUUAAGAUUAGAACGAUAGAGCUAGACAACAAGAAGAUAAAGUUGCAGAUAUGGGACACAGCAGGGCAGGAGCGAUUUCGAACAAUCACAACAGCGUACUACAGAGGCGCGAUGGGUAUCAUGCUAGUCUAUGACAUCACCAACGAGAAGUCCUUCGAAAACAUAAAGAACUGGAUACGGAAUAUAGAGGAGCAUGCAUCGGCUGAUGUUGAAAAGAUGGUUCUCGGUAACAAAUGUGACAUCAAUGACAAACGGCAGGUGUCCAAAGACCGGGGAGAGAAGCUGGCGCUGGAGUACGGUAUUAAGUUCAUGGAGACUAGUGCAAAGGCCAACAUCAACGUGGAAAACUCGUUUUUGACACUUGCCAGAGACAUCAAAUCAAAGAUGGACACAAAAUUGGAGGGCAGCAGUCCUCAGGGGAGCAGCCACAAGGUGAAGAUCUCUCAGCCCCAGAAGAAGAGCAGCUUCUUCCGCUGUGCCCUACUGUGAGGACCAGACCAUGGGUGUAUACCAAAUGGCCCACUAUUCCAUAUAUAGUGUGCUAUGUUUGACCAGGGCCCAUAGAACUCUAGUCAAAAGUAGUGCACUAUGUAGGGAAUAGGGUGCCAUUUGGGAUGCAUACCAAAGGCCUUACCUACCCUCCGCCUGCCCUGGCUGGGAUAUGCUGGGGUGCUGGCUGGACACAACUGGACUGUGCUUGCUCCCAGCACCCCCCCUCUCCUUCUACCCUAUUCCCUUCAGCCAGUCCCAAUUCACUCCCCGCCUCUUCCCCUCGGCCCUAACCCUUAGAUGUCUGUGUAUCUGAAGUGUUUGAAUAGAUACAUGCAGUUGUUUACACCUUGCGUAUACAGUGAGCUCCAGAAGUAUUGGGACAGUGACACAUGUUUGGUUGUUUUGGCGCUGUACUCCAGCACUUUGGAUAUUUGUGCAUCUGUCAUUUCUUUUCCACUCGUCAUUAUUCACGAUGAUCCGUAACCAUGGUAACAUCCACAUUUUAAUGUAGAUGUGUACAAGAAACAUUCUAUUAUUGUUUACAAUAUAAAGUGACUGAAAAAUAGCACAAUAACAAACGGCAAAUGCAUCCAACAAAUUUGUAGAAUCACAAGCUUGACGUAGUCAUUGUGUGCUAUGAAUAUGUGACGAAAUACUUCACUUUUAAUUCCGUUAAUACCUAUAUAAGUGAAUUUGUCCCAAUACUUUAGUUCCUCUAACAUGGGGUGGGACUAGGUACAAAAAGUGCUGUAAUUUCUAAACGGUUCACCCGACAUUGAAAAUACCCUCAAAUUAAAGCUGACAGUCUGCACUGGAGUACCGAACCUAAACAACCAAAAAUGUGUCACUGUCCCAAUACUUUUGGAGCUCGCUGUUCGUGAACAUCGAAGACUUGGGGCCAAUGGUAAUUGGUAAGGAGAUAAUUAGGACAAGUUGCCUCUCUUGCUCUCUCUCUCUCUCCCUCACUGUCCACCUCUCCCAACGUCAUGCCCUGGGGUAGCUGGAGUACGGUAACCGCGACUCCAUCCACAAUGGCCCCGUGACACCUGGUAAUGCUGCUGUCCUUCCUACGGCACACCAACCUGUUUUCUAUCACCACGGGUCGGACUGACAGACCAACCGGUGGAAACACCACUUGUUUUUUUUUUAAAGAAGGUUCAAAUGACAUGUCACACAGAAAAGAUGGGCUCUUCUUCCUGUUUCACACUAGUCUCUAUGUACAUACAUUUUUCACACGCAGCCACCUGGCUCCACACCUGCCAAAGUUGGAGCCCCGUUUACUUUUCAGUUCGAAUCGCUUGAAUGACCCAAAGGUUUGGGAUUGGGAACGUGAUGCGUGGAUGUUUAGAUACUAUUUGUAGGCCUCUCUUCCCCAUUCGCCACAUUGUUAACAUGAGCCAGAGACUGAUAAGCUUACUGUUUUGAUGAAACAAGAGUUUUUAAAGGAAUAUAAUAUGACUUGAAGAUUCACAAUCCUUCAGGAAAGAGUGAUCGCUAAAUAAUUUAAUUACACAGACUAAAAGAAAAUUCAAUUUGAACGAUAAUUCCGUUUUGUUUACAUUCCAAGAUAAUUUGAUGCUAUUCUAUACAUGAAAGGCUUGCAACAGGCCUCUCUUCCUGAACAAAGUUAUUGUACUGAAUCCAAGUGUUUGACUUGUUUACUGCCAGUCCCAGAUGUUGUCUUGAGAACAAACACACAGCCUCUUAACCAUAGUGCUGCAGCACCACCUGAAAAAUUUGAAUUUAAAAAUACAUUUAGACUUUUUUUUUAUAUACAUACAGUACCAGUAAAAAAUUUAGACACCUUUCUUUCUACAUUGUAGAAUAAUAGU